Molecule: messenger RNA, 1740 nt
Organism: Syngnathoides biaculeatus (alligator pipefish)
Lineage: Eukaryota; Metazoa; Chordata; Actinopteri; Syngnathiformes; Syngnathidae
Gene: dohh
Product: deoxyhypusine hydroxylase/monooxygenase
Exons: 6
Coding region: 226-1137 (303 amino acids)
Biological process (GO): peptidyl-hypusine biosynthetic process
Molecular function (GO): deoxyhypusine monooxygenase activity
Source: RefSeq, a predicted model, not a curated record
UGUUGUCGCCACCUUGUAAUGUGUUCAAAGUGUUUACUUUAAGGAGCUAGCCGUUAGCCGUAGCUAGCUUGUGACGUAACGUAGCUGGCUAGCUAGCUAGCCUAGCUUCGAGUUGCACGUGUACUUUACUUUGGGAAUGACCGACGCGGUUCAAACUGCUACAAAUAGUACAGACAAUGGACAAUGCUCAAAUAUGACCGUACUUGACGAAAAGUGCUUAGCGUUAUGAGCAGCGCUGAGCAGCUGGCUGCGGUGGGUUCCGUUCUGGUGGACCCCCGUCAGGACCUGACGCGGCGGUUCCGAGCUCUGUUCACCCUCAAGAACCUGGGAGGCGCCGACGCCGUGGAGUGGAUCAGCAAAGCGUUCGACGACGACUCGGCGCUGCUCAAGCACGAGCUGGCCUACUGUUUGGGGCAGAUGCAGGACCCGCGGGCCAUCCCCGUCCUCAGCGCCGUCCUCCAGGACACCCGGCAGGAGCCCAUGGUGCGCCACGAAGCCGGAGAAGCCCUGGGAGCCAUCGGGGAUCCUUCGGUUCUGGAUCUGCUCCGGGCCUACAGCCGGGACCCUGUCACUGAGGUGGCCGAGACCUGCCAGCUGGCCGUGCGUCGACUGGAGUGGCUUCGGAGCGGAGGCGGUCGAGGGCCGCGGGACGCCGACGGGAACCCGUACUGCUCGGUGGACCCGGCGCCCCCCGCCCCCCGGGGGAGCGCGUCCGAGCUGCGCGCCCUCCUGCUGGACGAGAGCCUGCCGCUGUUCGAACGCUACGGUGCCAUGUUCGCCCUGAGGAACCUCGGCGGGCGCGAGGCCGUCCUCGCCUUGGGGGAGGGGCUUCAGUGUUCGAGCGCUCUGUUCCGUCACGAGAUCGGCUACGUCCUGGGUCAGAUGCAGCACCCGGCGGCGGUCCCGGCCCUCCGCGCCGCACUGGAGCGCGGCGGCGAAAACGCCAUGGUGCGGCACGAGGCGGCCGAGGCUCUGGGCUCCAUCGGCCGGGACGAGUGCCUGGCCGUGCUGCGGCGUUUCCGCGCUGACGACGAGCGCGUGGUCAAGGAGAGCUGCGAGGUGGCCUUGGACAUGCUGGACUACCAAAACAACCAACAGUUCCAGUACGCCGACACGCUGGCCAGACUGCAGGGAUGAAAGUGGGAGUGUGUCUGUAAAGUCAACUUUUAUUGUAGAAACUGAUAAACGCCAUGUAUGAUUUCUUUCAAAAGAGCCCGUCUUGAGUUUUGAUUGGCGCGUGAUUGAAGUUAGGACCGUUUGCCGACACUUUUUAUCUUUUUUUUUUUUUUCACGCCGUUCUAGACACGCUACUGGACUUGUUUUGGACUGUUUCUUUACUUGGUUGUUGACUUAGUUUCAACCUUGUCUUGUGGUUGUCAGCUUGGUUGUAGAUUAGCUUUUGACUUCAUUUUUUUUUUUUUUUUUUAAAUUUUGGUUCAUGACUGACUUGAUUCUGUUGACUUGAUUUUUUUUUUUUUUUUUUAAACUUGGUUCGUGGUUUUGUUUUUGACUGGAUCUUGGUUCGUUCCUGACUCAGUUCUUAUCUUGGUUCCUGACCUGACCUGAUUGAUUGUGCAUCGGUGCUGGCCUUGGCAAAAGAUAUUUCCUUUUUUUUUUUUUUCUUUUUUAAAUUGCUCAUAAUUUGGCUCUCGACUUGCUCUCGGCCGUUCUUACUUUGAUCUUGAUCUGGUUCUUUACUUGCUUUUGUCCCUUUUUUUAAAUAAAUUUUUUGGGGUGUGG